Aspergillus candidus is the source of this 973-nucleotide messenger RNA. RefSeq names its product proteasome core particle subunit alpha 3 (gene pre9). Gene Ontology annotation, cellular component: proteasome core complex; cytosol; nucleus. Gene Ontology annotation, biological process: ubiquitin-dependent protein catabolic process. The record is from RefSeq and is a predicted model, not a curated record. Bases 145 to 912 code for a protein of 255 amino acids. The transcript is spliced from 4 exons. Lineage: Eukaryota; Fungi; Ascomycota; Eurotiomycetes; Eurotiales; Aspergillaceae.
AUCGUCUCCAUCAUCACUCCCAUCGCUUUGUCCAGCUCCCACGGUCCCCUCUCAGUCCCUUCGCUUGCCGAUUUUCUCUCCGAUCUACAGUUUGAUUUCUUUCGUUUUUAAUUUGAUUUAAAGCGAACUCGCUACACAGAGAAUAUGUCUCGGAGAUACGAUUCCAGGACAACCAUCUUCUCUCCGGAGGGUCGUCUAUAUCAAGUCGAAUAUGCGUUGGAGGCUAUCUCGCAUGCCGGCACGGCGCUGGGCAUCUUAGCCAAGGAUGGUAUUGUCCUUGCGGCCGAGAAGAAGGUGACGAGCAAGCUGCUCGAGCAGGACACAUCCGCAGAGAAACUCUACAUCCUGAACGACAACAUGAUUACAGCUGUUGCUGGUAUGACGGCUGACGCCAACAUCCUGAUCAACUACGCCCGACAAGCCGCCCAGCGGUAUCUUCUCACCUACAACGAAGAUAUCCCCUGCGAACAACUCGUGCGCCGGUUGUGUGAUCUGAAGCAAGGAUAUACGCAGCAUGGUGGUCUCCGUCCGUUCGGUGUAUCGUUCAUCUACGCCGGUUAUGAUCCCCUCCGCGAGUUCCAGUUGUACCAGAGCAACCCCAGUGGUAACUACGGCGGCUGGAAGGCGACUAGUGUGGGAGCGAACAACGCAAGCGCGCAGAGUCUACUCAAGCAAGAUUACAAGGAGGAUUGUGAUUUGAAGGAGGCCUGUGCUAUGGCCGUGAAGGUCCUGAGCAAGACCAUGGAUUCGACCAAGCUCAGCAGCGAGAAGAUUGAAUUCGCUACCGUGGGCAAGACCAAGGAGGGGAAGAUCUACCACCACCUGUGGAACGCCGACGAGAUCAACGCUCUCCUGAAGGAGCACGGGUUGGCCAAGGUCGAUGACGAGCCCGAGGCUGGUGACUUAAAAUAAGUGCUAGACAAGGAAUGAGUUAAUGUUGCGUCCGAUGACCUGAUCGAGAUAAUCCCAUGUG